AUGAUGCUCUCUGCAACGACCGCUUUGGACGAAAUUUUGACAACAGAUGAAAUUUUGCACAGUAAUCAGGAACUGUGGAAGCUAAGCAGGACACCGGAUACCGUAGCACUGAAAAUGGGGACAACACCGAUCAGUUUUGACAACCGCCUAUCUCUGGGCAUGUUCCUCCAAGAAAGUGACAGUCAGAUCGGCUUUAUUCUCCGCCGCUGGUUGCUUAUCUUACUUUCUGAAGUGAACAAACAGGCAAUGGCUUCCGCCAGAACAGCAUAUCAGACACUCCGUGAAUAG
Molecule: messenger RNA, 288 nt
Organism: Opisthorchis viverrini
Lineage: Eukaryota; Metazoa; Platyhelminthes; Trematoda; Opisthorchiida; Opisthorchiidae
Exons: 2
Coding region: 1-288 (95 amino acids)
Source: RefSeq, a predicted model, not a curated record